This is a messenger RNA of Jatropha curcas, 1946 nucleotides long. RefSeq names its product laccase-11. Gene Ontology annotation, biological process: lignin catabolic process. Gene Ontology annotation, cellular component: apoplast. Lineage: Eukaryota; Viridiplantae; Streptophyta; Magnoliopsida; Malpighiales; Euphorbiaceae. Gene Ontology annotation, molecular function: hydroquinone:oxygen oxidoreductase activity; copper ion binding. The record is from RefSeq and is a predicted model, not a curated record.
CAGCUCAAGCCUAAAUAGUUUUUUACUGGAAAAAAAAUGGCAAAGCAUUAUGGUUUUGGUUCACUUUUGCUCUUCCUUUGCUUUCUUGGAUUUGUUUCUUUUCCAGCUGAAGCUGCAGUGAAGAAGUAUCAGUUUGAUAUUCAAGUGAAGAAUGUGAGCAGGUUGUGCAAUGCAAAACCUAUUGUAACAGUUAAUGGAAUGUACCCAGGACCUACCAUUUAUGCUAGAGAAGGAGAUAGAGUUCUUGUUAAUGUUACCAAUUAUGCACAAUACAACAUGUCCAUUCACUGGCAUGGAUUGAAACAAUAUCGCAAUGGUUGGGCAGAUGGACCGGCAUAUAUAACUCAAUGUCCAAUCAAAACUGGACAAAGUUACACUUAUGAGUUUAAUGUUACAGGCCAAAGAGGAACUUUGUGGUGGCAUGCACAUAUUUUGUGGCUAAGAGCUACAGUCUAUGGUGCCAUUGUUAUUAUGCCUAAACAAGGAACUCCUUUUCCAUUUUCUCAGCCCCAUCAAGAAACUAACAUCAUUUUAGGAGAAUGGUGGAACUCAGAUGUUGAAACCAUUGUUAACCAAGCUAAUAAACUGGGCUUGCCACCACCAACCUCAGAUGCUCAUACUAUCAAUGGGAAACCUGGCCCGCUUUUCCCUUGUUCUGACAAACAUACUUUUGCUAUGGAGGUUGAGUCAGGAAAAACAUACCUUCUAAGGAUUGUGAAUGCUGCACUUAAUGACGAGCUCUUCUUAUCCAUUGCUGGUCAUAACAUGACUGUGGUCGAAAUUGAUGCAGUCUACACCAAGCCAUUCACAACUCAAGCUAUCCUAAUAGCACCAGGGCAAACCACAAAUGUUCUAGUUAAAGCAGACCAAGCACUAAACCGCUAUUUCAUGGCAGCUAGGCCUUUUAUGGAUGCACCAAUUCCAGUUGACAACAAAACUGUCACAGCCAUCCUGCAAUACAAAGGCAUACCAAAUACAGUUCUUCCAAUUUUCCCUGCAUCAUUGCCUGUCUCCAAUAAUACAAAAUUUGCUUUAGAUUAUAACAGCAAACUUAGAAGUUUGAACACUCCCCAGUUUCCUGCAUUGGUCCCUCUUACAGUUGAUCGCCAUCUCUUUUAUACAAUUGGUUUAGGGCAAAAUCCAUGCCCAACUUGCCAAAAUGGAACACAACUAACAGCUUCUUUGAACAAUAUUACCUUCGUAAUGCCAAAGAUUGGAUUGUUACAGGCUCAUUACUUCAAUAUCUCAUCAGGAGUUUUCAAGACUAACUUUCCUGACCGCCCUCCUACUCCAUUCAACUAUACUGGUGCACCUCUGACAGCUAAUCUUGCCACUUCUUCAGGAACAAGACUUAGUAAGUUAGCUUUCAAUUCCACCAUUGAACUAGUAUUGCAGGAUACCAAUCUACUUUCAGUUGAGUCGCAUCCAUUUCAUUUGCAUGGCUUCAAUUUCUUUGUUGUUGGAAAUGGGAUUGGUAACUUUGAUCCUGCAAAAGACCCUGCUAAGUUCAAUCUUGUUGAUCCUCCUGAAAGAAACACAGUUGGUGUUCCAACUGGUGGGUGGACUGCUAUAAGGUUCAGAGCCGAUAACCCAGGUGUUUGGUUCAUGCACUGUCACUUGGAACUCCAUACAAUGUGGGGAUUGAAGAUGGCUUUUGUUGUUGAGAAUGGAAAGUUGCCGGAUCAGUCUAUUCUGCCACCACCAAAAGACCUCCCACCGUGCUAGAUGUUGCUAAACAGCAAUUUAUUUUCUUGACAAGGCUUCAUUGUUUUUAUGCAUCUAAUUUUUAUUUUUGUCAUGGAAUAUAUUUCUUCACAACCAGCUCAUUCUUUGAGAAAGCAAUUCUUCCUCAAUUUUAAGUAACUGAGAUUGUUUUGGGGACUACGGGAGACCUCUUAUUAUAUAUGUAAUAAAAGUUCAAUGAAGAAACCUAUAAUUUCCCUCUA